AUGUUCAACAACUUUUAUUCUUCCAAUCCAAGCUUUCCUGUACGAUGGGGUAUAGUUGAACCGUGCAACAAUAUGAGAGAUAAUUGUGCUCACCUUCACAAAUGGAUCUACGGCCACAGGUGGUCUUCACUUGGGAUGAAUUACGACAACUGUCCCCAUUUCAGUAUCACCCAAUACAGAAAUCUUAUAGAUCAUUUGGGACAAGAUGAUUUUAUUUGGCGGCCAUAUCUUGGUCUAGAAGCCAUUCACGAAGUUAACCAACACGACUCUGCAGUGUGGAGCGCAAAGGUGCCGAUUAUCAACUUCACAACCAUGGAGAUGCACAACAGUGAUCGUGUAAAGCUUCAUUUUGGAAUGCUUCAAGAUAUUCCAUGUCCGCCGAAAUGCAUCCCCGACAAAUAUCACACCAGUAAAGUCUCCGACCAAUGGGAAUAUUCUCCAUGGACCAAGUAUGCAAAACAUGAGUGUCGUGAAUGGAGGCAUCGCAGCCAUUUUAUUUUGUCCGACACUGUGUUUCCAUACGAGAGAAAACAGACUAUCCAAUACAUGAAUUGGUAUAAGGAGGUAUCCAUCGGUUUCAUUUUGCAUCCAAGAUAUCUUGUUGACCCACGCCAACAAGCCACAUCAUCAAGACCCCAACAACCAACCCAACCUCAUUUCCAACGGCCAACCCAACCCCAUUUCUAA
Lathyrus sativus (Indian pea) is the source of this 687-nucleotide messenger RNA. Lineage: Eukaryota; Viridiplantae; Streptophyta; Magnoliopsida; Fabales; Fabaceae. The record is from the annotation of a GenBank genome assembly.